GCGGCAUUGUGCGCGCGGCGCAGCCCGGCCCGGGAGGAGCAGGACGCGCCGGGGCCGCCUCCUCCGGAACAGACCGAUGAGCCAGCCGGACAGCGCGGCGGCUCCGCAGGACUAGGCGAUGCUUGUAGAAGAGAAUUGAUGUAACACAUCUCACCCAUGCUGUGUUGUUGGAGGUUAAGGUGGACGGAGCCAGUGCCCCUGGAAGGAAAAGCGAGGUUAACAGGGAACUCUUGAAGCACAGUCAAAAGAGCACCAAGGUGGAGGGCCCGGAGCCAGUGCCGGCUGAGGCCUCGCUGAUUGCUGAGCAGGGGACGAUGACGGAGGUGAAGGUGAAAACAGAAGUACCAGACGACUACAUACAGGAGGUCAUCUGGCAGGGCGAGGCCAAGGAGGAGAAUGCAGGUGGCCAGGAUGGCACUGGCGAUGUGCCUGCCGAGAUCUGCGUGGUGAUCGGUGGCGUCCGCAACCAGCAGACCCUAGAUGGAAAAGCUCCGGAAGGCAGCCCCCACGGCGGAUCUGUUCGGAGUCGGUAUUCAGGGACCUGGAUUUUUGACCAAGCUUUGAGAUAUGCAUCUGGGUCCUAUGAAUGUGGGAUCUGCGGCAAGAAGUACAAGUACUACAACUGCUUCCAGACGCACGUGCGGGCACACCGAGAUACUGAAGCCACCUCAGGAGAAGGAGCCUCCCAGAGCAACAAUUUCAGGUACACGUGUGACAUCUGUGGGAAGAAAUACAAAUACUACAGCUGCUUCCAGGAGCACCGAGACCUCCAUGCUGUGGAUGCUGUCGCCUCCCGCCUGGGUACAGUGUUCAGUGUGGAGGGGGCUCCGGAGAAUCAGGCAGACCCCUUUGACCAAGGUGUUGUGGCCACUGAUGAGGUGAAGGAGGAGCCUCCAGAGCCUUUCCAGAAAAUCGGACCAAAAACCGGCAAUUACACCUGUGAGUUCUGUGGGAAGCAAUACAAGUACUACACACCCUACCAGGAGCACGUGGCCUUACAUGCCCCCAUCAGUACCGCCCCCGGGUGGGAGCCACCAGAAGAUCCAGACACGGGUUCUGAGUGUUCCCAUCCAGAGGUCACCCCAUCUCCACGCUUCGUGGCAGCGAAGACCCAGACGAACCAGUCGGGGAAAAAAGCUCCAGGCUCCGUGGUCCGAUGCACCACCCUCUUACACCGCACCCCUCCAGCUACACAAACUCAGACGUUCCGGACUCCGAACUCGGGAUCUCCAGCAAGCAAGGCAACUGCAGCAGAAAACACUUUCAGUCGCCGAGUAGAAAGCAAAGCACAGAACCACUUUGAAGAGACCAAUAGGAGCUCACAGAAUUCCAAUGAAACUGCAAGUCCCCUGAUUUCCAACCCUUUCCCUCUCCUGCAGAAACCUUACACGUGUGGCGCCUGUGGGAUCCAGUUUCAGUUCUACAGCAACCUGCUGGAGCACAUGCAGUCCCAUGCAGCUGACAAUGAAAACAACAUCACCUCUAACCAGUCUCGAUCUCCACCUGCUGCAGUGGAAGAAAAGUGGAAACCUCAGGCCCAGAGGAACAGUGCCAACAACACCACAACCAGCAGUUUGACACCUAACAGUGUAAUCCCUGAGAAGGAGCGGCAAAACAUCGCAGAGAGGCUACUGCGGGUCAUGUGUGCUGACCUGGGUGCACUGAGCGUGGUCAGUGGGAAGGAGUUCCUCAAGUUGGCUCAGACCUUGGUAGACAGUGGUGCCCGCUACGGGGCCUUCUCAGUCACUGAGAUCUUGGGCAACUUUAACACCCUGGCACUGAAGCACCUGCCACGCAUGUACAACCAGGUGAAGGUGAAGGUGACGUGUGCCCUGGGCAGCAACGCUUGCCUGGGCAUCGGGGUAACAUGCCACUCCCAGAGUGUGGGCCCUGACUCCUGCUACAUCCUCACAGCCUACCAGGCUGAGGGUAACCACAUCAAGAGCUACGUGCUGGGUGUGAAGGGCGCAGACAUUCGUGACAGUGGUGACUUGGUGCAUCACUGGGUGCAGAAUGUGCUAUCAGAAUUCGUGAUGUCAGAGAUCCGGACCGUAUAUGUGACAGAUUGCCGGGUGAGCACGUCUGCCUUCUCUAAGGCUGGCAUGUGCCUUCGCUGCUCAGCCUGUGCCUUGAACUCAGUGGUGCAGAGUGUGCUGAGCAAGCGGACGCUGCAGGCCCGCAGCAUGCAUGAAGUCAUCGAGCUUCUGAAUGUGUGUGAGGAUCUGGCAGGCUCGACCGGCCUGGCCAAGGAGACCUUCGGUUCUCUGGAGGAGACGUCACCACCACCCUGCUGGAACUCUGUGACAGACUCGCUGCUACUGGUGCAUGAGCGUUAUGAGCAGAUCUGCGAGUUCUACAGCCGUGCCAAGAAGAUGAACCUCAUCCAGAGCCUCAACAAGCAUUUACUGAGCAACCUGGCCGCCAUCUUGACACCGGUGAAGCAGGCGGUCAUAGAGCUAAGCAACGAGAGCCAGCCCACCCUGCAGCUGGUGCUCCCUAUCUACGUCAGGCUAGAGAAACUGUUCACAGCCAAGGCCAACGAUGCGGGCACCGUCAGCAAGCUGUGCCAUCUCUUUCUGGAAGCACUCAAGGAGAACUUCAAGGUGCACCCAGCCCACAAGGUGGCCAUGAUCCUGGAUCCUCAGCAGAAACUUCGGCCUGUGCCACCCUACCAGCACGAGGAGAUCAUUAGCAAGGUGUGUGAACUCAUCAAUGAGGUAAAGGAGUCCUGGGCUGAGGAGGCCGACUUCGAGCCUUCUGCCAAGAAGGCUCGCUCAGCCACUGGCGAGCACCCCACAGCUCAGGAGGAUGACCGGCUGGGCAAGAAUGAAGUAUACGAUUACCUUCAGGAACCCCUCUUUCAGGCCACUCCCGAUCUCUUCCAGUACUGGUCAUGCGUGACCCAAAAGCACACAAAACUGGCCAAACUAGCCUUCUGGCUCCUGGCAGUUCCUGCUGUGGGGGCUCGAAGUGGGUGUGUAAAUAUGUGUGAACAAGCACUUCUGAUCAAAAGGAGGCGACUGCUUAGUCCCGAAGAUAUGAACAAGCUCAUGUUUUUGAAAUCCAACAUGCUUUAAGACUCAACUUUGAGGGAAAGAAAAAAAAAGACAAAAAGAAGAAAGACAUUAGGAAAACACACACACAACACUGUCACAAACAAAGAAAUUUAAGUUCUAAACACUGUGGAACCUCAUUGUAAAUGCCCCUUGGGAACUUAAGUGCUUUUUUUUUCGGUGUGUGUGUGUGUGUGUGUGUGUGUGUGUGUGUGUGUGUGUGUGUUGUGUAGUGUAUGCACAUGUGUCCAUACCCACACACAUGACAUUGCAUGGGUAAAGGGUGUGGGAAGCUCAUACUCAAAUGCACAGCCAGAGGACCUCCACAUGUGUGCGCACACACACACUCAGAGACAGACACACACACACAAACACACAACCCUGGUGCGUGCACGCAUGCCUUUCCUCAGGUGUGUUUGCAUUGAGCGGGGUGUGCCAGGAAAGCUAAGAGACUGGGAAAGUAGGAGUGGUUUCGUUUUUCUCGGACAGGGGCUCUAAGGACUCCAUUUUCAGGUGUGCAGAUUGGGAGAGGCUGGGGUUGUGAAAUAUUCAGGCAGCUGAGGGCUGAAGUGGCUUGAACUUCCACCCCCGACCCCAGCCUUCCCUCACCAUCCCUUCAUCCCCUCAACCCAUGGUGCCCCAGCUGCUCUGACCGAUUCCCCAGACUGCGUCAGAUGGACAGAUUCUGCACUGGACUUUAUUUCUUGUUUCACCUUCAGGGCAUUAAGCUGCUGUACCUGUGACCUCCCCCUCAGAUGUCCAGGGCAGCUGCCUUAGAAUACACACUAUCUAUCUCCCCAAAUCAGGAAAGGAGGCUCUAGAAAUAUAAAGCUGAUGUUCUACUUUUUAAUAUAAGAGAGAGAAAAAAACAACUUUCUUUUUCCAGAGACAUAUAGCUAACUCUCCACUCCUUUUUUUUUUUAAUUAUCGUCAUGCUUUUUUUUAUCUUUUGGGGGAUUGGGUUUCUUUUCACAUGUGAUUUAGACUCUUCUGGGAGGCACUGAAUGUCUGACUUAUGUUCCAGAGUCUUGUUUGUUUUACUUGCCCCUUUUUAUUCCUAUGUCACACUGUAAACGAGCUCAUCUCAGUGGCGGUGUUCAGGACUUGCAAAACCAAGGUCAAGGUCAUGGCUGUGGGUCUGGAGUAGGGAGUUGGGAGGAGUCGUGGGUCCUUGGCUGUGGGGCUUGGUGGAAGCUAUCAUGGGAAGCAUGUGGCUUUAGGGGUCCUGAAUGUCAUCGAGAGAGCCGUUGCCUGGUUCCUGCCUGUGGUAGUGUGAAUGUCCACUUCUUGAAUGUCUGUCUCCUGUACUCAGACUGUUUCCUCACCACAGCCUGACCUCCAGUUCUGCAGGGACACUAAGUCCAUGUUUGUGUCUGCCAGACCCACAGUCUCUCUCCCUCCCCAAAUCCCAGGGGUUCUGGAGUUUGUGGCCCUCAGAGGUCCCCACAGGCACCUCAGACCAGUAUGUUGCUGGUUGAGCAGUUGGCAUCCUGCAGGUGGAUGUGCUUGACUAAAUGCUGUGAAAGGGAUUUUUAACCCUUGCUUCUAAUCCCCUUGGCCAGGAACUAAUGCUCUUAUACACAGUCCAGAUGCCAAGAGGGGGCUGCCAUUCUCUUCACAGGAUGACGAGCAUAACCACCCCGUAAAGGUCUUGCUUGGUGUCUCUGAUUCCUCCAGAGACCACAGCAGUGGUGUGGGGAUGCUUACACUUCAGGCUGAGAAUGGCCGCCCCUGAGGGGUUAUUUGCAAAAGCAUCUCUUCUACCUGGGGCUUGGACUGCCCCCUCCUCCAACAUAAAGCAUUACUCAACUGAAAGAUACCUCGACUUCAAACGCUCUGCCCGUAGCCCUCUUCCCUGGGUCACCAGGGCAGGAGGGAGGAAGAUGUUUAAAGACUCAGCGGCUUCCAGUUCUGCUCAAGGCUCCAGAACUCCGUCCUUGAGACUUAAGCCCACACUCUUCACCUCACAAGGCUAAGCAAGCUCUCCUGUGGAGUUUCAGACAUACAAACAGAUCAGAGAAGGCUGCGUCCACAUCGACUCCAGCAAGCUAUGGUCUCAGGAACCACCAUACAAUACCUACUGCAGGGGAUGUUCUAGACAUUUCCAUCAUGGCGUCUUCAACUUGGCCCUUAUCAUCAGAGGAACCUCUGUCCACAGUGGAGAGAUCCAGACAAGAACUGAGCGUCGAUCCCUGAAGAAUGUAGGAAUGUCUUCACACUGCCCAUGGCAUUCCAGGAGGUGGACUCUGGCUUGAUGGUGAAGGAUACCUCCAGUCUCCCUCAUCUGUUGGGAAUGGGGCCAUAACCCAGCACUUGUAGCCACACUGGAAGCUGGGUGCUUAGUGCAGUCAGUGAAAACAGAUCCUCAGGCAGAGCUGGGCCCGAGCUCCUGUCCCAGCCAAGCCCAGAUGCGCACUGCAGGUAUUCUUUUGGAGUAUGGAAUAUUCUCCUUCCAGAAAGAAAAUUAGUGUUAAACUCCAGGCAUCUGGUCAUAGGCUGUCACCUCCCGUCCAGUUCAUUUGCACCUUGAAUCACCUGUCCUUGGGGCUUAGGUUGCCUCUCUAGGUUCAGCGUGAGCCCCAUUUAAAUCCUCAGAAUCCCGUCUCUGGGUUGCCUCAUCCUUAAAGAUUGUAAGGUGGUAGGUUGUCGUUUCUCUCUAGUGUCCCCAACCGGAAAAACUGUGCCCAGUGUCUGCCGUCGUAUGGGUCAUCUCCACAGUACCCAUCCUCAAUCAACAGCUCAGUAAAUCCCAAAGAUCUCCCAGGUCCAGCCACAGGCCCCAUCGACAGCAAUAUCCAACUUACCAAAUUCUAGUUCAGCCAAAGCACUAAGAUAGGCUCUUUCAGUGGAUCUGCAGUGGCCUGGGCUGGCCUCACACUUCAGAAGGAUUUUGUCAUCUGCCUCCUGAUUCUGUGACCACUAUAGGUCUUUCCACCAUAGGCUAUUGGGGGCUGGGACACCAGGAAGCUGGGCCAUUUCUAGCAUACAGCCUACCUUAAGCUGUAUGAUUCUCUGGACAAAAAUGGUCAUUGCUUUAACAUCCAUAGACCCAAACACAGAAGUAGAAAAGAGGCGCUUCCGUUGGCAAGGUUCUACCCCAGUCUGCAGUCACUUUGUUUUACUGGUGAAGCCCAAGCCAGGGCCUGCAGCUGUUUGCCUGGGAUUCAGUCACUCAAGAGAUCUCAGGUCUAUGAGGAAUGGUUGUACAUGGAAGCACUUGUUUCAGCAUGGUUCUGUUCCCAACACCCGAGCCCUCCUGACAAGCUUCCCUUGCAUGGCUUUCAGCGCCCACGAUGCAUUGAGUUCUGUGUGAACACAGCUGCCCGAAUCCCACCCGUAGGGCUGGCUUGCACAGGAAGCUGCAUGCUACAGCAGGAACAAUGCCAUCACUGUUCCACUUGGUGACUCUGCAUUUGCGGGGUUGGCCCUUGGCUGAGGGAAAGGUAAGCUGCUUCCUGGUGAGAAGGGCAGCUGGUGACACUGGUGAGAGCUCAUCUCCAGGCUUCUAGGAAGAACCUGGACACCAGCCGUGUGGGCUAGCCAAGAGUCUUCAGUUCAGUUCGACAACUUUUAUCUCCUGCACUUUGAAGAAACGGAAGACUUCUGCAAGGCCUGUUUUCCACUGUGAAGCUGAGUCUCUGCUUUAGAGCCCCUCCCCCCUUUUUUUUCUUUUUUUCUUUUUUUUUUCAGCAAGGUCCACUAUUUUCCUGACCUUGGGCUAGACUUCCUGAGGAGAGUGUGGGAGCCAUACAUACUCACUCUGAGAACACAGGGUCACCAGGAAGUAUCGAAGCUCCAAUGUAGGUGCAAUGCCACCCCAGACCUUGUCAUGUCAUGCUUGAAGAGGAGAGCACGGAACACUCGUUACCCCACAAGCGAGGCCAAGCUCCUAGCUUCCUGGUCUUGGCAGUGGUGUGACCCUGCCAUGUCUGUCACAUGUCUAGAAGGUUUCUGGAGGACAGAACCAAGAGAGUGAGGCUCAGGCUAUACCCUGGAGACAGUGCACAGGGGCUCCUGUCCCCAGGGCAGUGGGAGAGCUGGCGAGGAGGCUUCCCCCAUCCCCUUCACUGUGGCAAACGUUUGCUAGGCCAGUUAUGGCAAACCAAUGAUGCGGUGUUUCCUCAUGUUCCCCUCCCAUCUCCCCUACUCGGGCUCUCCAGGGGGAUUUUGUGGCUGUGGCUUUUCUUCCUUUCUCAUUUGGGUCUGAGGAUGGUAGUCUGGAGAGCCCUGGCGUUGACCAAGGGAACCUGUAGUCUCUGAGCAUGUACAGGCCUCCCAUACAAGAGGGUGGUGCUUUAAGGUUCCACUCCCAUAUGGGAAGUUGUCUAGCCUUGGGAGUUGGCAUUGGCAUCACCACCCAUCAAGGUCCUACCCCAUCCUUGGGCACCUUGACUCUUUGAACCAAAGUUCCUUAAAGGGGCAGAGCCCAACCUUGUCCUUAGGAGCCAGAAUUUGCAGGCCCGCUGGAAGGAGGGCUCCUCCCACAAUCUAGGUGCCAGAAGGCUCACCCAGGACCGUUCUCCCACCCAGCCAGGCUUCCCAAACAGGGCUCGAGCGUGUGACCUGACUUGGGCUGGGCCUGGCCAACCAUGAAAGAGCAAGAGCCAUGUGGCAGGGCCUUCCAGAUCCCAGGCAUCAGGAAACCAUUUUGUAUAACAACCCGAAGCAGUGAUAUUUUUUAAGAUGCAUGAAUUAUUUUCAGUUGUCUUCUGAUCCUAUCUUUGUUUUCUUCUUUUCCCCACAACUUCACGUUGGUGAUCCGUUCACAUCAGGUAAAUCUUGAGAACGCCUUGGUGCCCCAUUCCUCCUGCCCCCCUACUCAGUGACCACGUGUGUGAGCCUCCAUCCUGUCUCAGUAGUAAAGACGUUCUAGGCAAUACCAUAGACACAUCUGUGUCUCGCUUCGAGUGCAAGAAACUCAAGUCAUCUUAAAAAAAAAUUUAAAAACACAAAAAAAAAAUUUACAAAAAAGCAAACACACACACAAAAAUAUCUUUUUUAGGCCAGAGUUUUCUACAGGUAUUAAUGAAUAUUUUUCUUAAUCCUUAUAAGUUUUAUGUGUUUAAUAUUUCUUAAUACCAGUAGUAUUAAUUUAUACUUUUGUAGCAACAUAAUAUUUUUAUAAACAGCCAGUGCUUGGCUCAAGUCUUCACGGGGGUUUAUGCAGGGCUAUCUUAGGGACCCUGUGUACCAUGUACUGUAUUUAAAAAAAAAGUUACCCAGUGUCACACUUGCUGUGUUAAUUAACAGAGAAGUCAUUGGCGGUCUCCUGUAUGGAUGGUGUGGACCCAACAGUCCUUCAGGGAGCCACACUGCAUGGGGGUUGAGUUGCCAGUUCUUGUGAUACAUAAACUCCCAAGGCCAAACUUGAGGGUUUAUUGAGGACUUUCUGUGUGUCCUUUGGGGUGUUUUACUUUACUUUGGUUUGGGUACUGUUUCUCCAUUUUACAGCCAAAUUGGUUUCAUGGCGUUUAACAAUUUUACUGAUGUCAAGUGGAAGAAAGGAACAGAACAUUUUUAAAAAGAUUUUUACAAAGUAAUACAAUGUGAAACUGAGCUGUUUCAAUGUUACUGUUUUUACAUGUCUGUUUUUGUCCACAAGUGGAAUACUCCCAUGACUAUAGGGAAGAGGAAGGUUCCACUGGGUUCCUUAAGUCACCAAAAGCCCUGGCCCAAGAUUCAGUUCCUCCCCCCGACCCCCCAAACCAUUUCCCAGCUGGUUGAUGCCAAGGUAAAAAGACAUCCUUCAAUGACUAGAGGAUCAGUCGCCUAAGUGCGCUCACGAACGAGUUCAUGUCAGUGUUGUAUUUAUGGUUUUACAAUAAAACGACCUUUAGGAA
Rattus norvegicus (Norway rat) is the source of this 8893-nucleotide messenger RNA. NCBI's taxonomy places the organism in Eukaryota, Metazoa, Chordata, Mammalia, Rodentia, Muridae. The record is from RefSeq and is a predicted model, not a curated record.